This is a messenger RNA of Sparassis crispa, 3549 nucleotides long. RefSeq lists its product as hypothetical. Gene Ontology annotation, cellular component: TSC1-TSC2 complex. Lineage: Eukaryota; Fungi; Basidiomycota; Agaricomycetes; Polyporales; Sparassidaceae. The record is from RefSeq and is a predicted model, not a curated record. The coding region runs from base 1 to 3549 and encodes 1182 amino acids. The transcript has 13 exons. Gene Ontology annotation, biological process: negative regulation of TOR signaling; regulation of cell cycle.
AUGGCUACCGGCAGCGCGAUGAUGAGUUUCGACCCCAUUAACGCCAUUCACCAACACAUCUGUGCGUUCCACGUCUACUCACAAGACCGCACCCGUCACCUGGAGGCACACCAUUACUGCACGCGUCUCAGCCGUGAUCUUCACCAAUGCAUCAUCUAUGAUUCAGACAAAGCAAACGCGAAGCUCAUUGGCAUCGAGUACAUCGUCUCGGAGCAGCUGUUCAAGUCUCUUCCGGAAGACGAGAAGAAAUAUUGGCAUUCACACAAAUACGAGGUUGAAAGCGGAUCCUUGCAAUUGCAGCUGAAGAGUGCUGUACCGGAGGUCGUCGGCUCGGUAGCUGAGCAGCCUGCGAUCCUGGAGAUAUACAAGACCUACGGCAAGACCAUCCACACCUGGGCUGUCGAUAUUAGCCCGGACCUCCCGCUAGGCCCGCCUAACCUUAUGGCCUCGUACACGGGGGACGGGCAGGGCCCUCCGGAGGAGAUGCUGAAGGCGCGAGACAAGAAGUCCGGAAUGAGCACGGCAGAGAGGCGGAAAUUAAGGGCGGGUUAUCUGCCGCCCUACACGAAGCUGGGGGCGGCCAUGACCGCGAUUACGGCAGAGCUCUCCCGCCAACUUCGCCUUCUGCUCGAGUCCCCUCCCGACGCUCUCUCUGUCUCAGAUGUCCUCGCACUCGCCGACGCCUUCGUGCUCGAGUGUUCCUCCGCCUCCGAAUCCCAAUGGCCGUCGCUUUUAGCCCAACUUGAGGACGGGCUCCAAAGGAUCUACGACGUCCUCGAGUAUGCCCAUUACGAAAUCUUUAUCGCCGUCCUCUACCGCCUGCGGCCCAUCCUCCCGCCGCCCUCUAUCAUCUCCACCUGGUUCGACCUCGUCCUCCGUCCUGCCCUGCGCGAUCCAAAACUCGGCACGGUCGCAGUAGACCAUGCCAGGGAGCUCAUCAUCUCCGCGCUGGACUCGGACCCCGCAGAUUUCCCUAUCGUGGGCACCGCGGAAGAGCGCGGAAAGGAACUACAGAGGCGCAAAGAAAAGGUGGGCGAGUUCAGGAGGCGGCUGAUGGACCUAUAUCUGCUAGAUGCAUUCAACGAAAGCUCCGGCGAGGAUAUCUUGGAGUGGGCCGAGCUCAGCGCUGAACAGCGCGAGCAGAAAAGUUGCUGGAAGAUGAAUCUCGAGGUCGUUCUUGUCAAGUUCGGUCUGGAGAGGCCCGAGGAUUUCCUGACGGUGCUGUACCACUGCUUCGGGGCACCCUCUUCGCGCCUGCAGCUCCUCAUCCUCCUGAACUCAUACAUCUCGCAACCCGCGUUCCCGCUCAGCGCUGCUGUGUUCGCCGCGCAUCCGCUCGCGACGAGCCUGCUGCACUGCAUGCUCUUCGACAACUCCUCCUCUGAGUGCACCAUUGGGCUGACCGUGUUCACGAAGCUCCUCCCGAUCCUCGCGGUGAAGGCGUGCCAGCAUAUGAAGCGCCAUCUUCCGCAUCUCCUCGCGGUCCUUGCGCGCAUCGUGUGCUGGAGGGUGCGCCGGCCCGCUCACGGCGAGGACGAGCAGGACGACAGCCAUCUACAUCCGUCCGUGCCUGCGCCCCCCAUCCGGGAAGAUAUUGGGUGGGUGCGCCUCGAGCAGACGUUUGAAGGCUCUGCAUCCUCAGCGCCGUCCCCUCACCGCUACUUCACGUUCCUUUAUUACCUCUUCCCGUGUAAUGUUAUCCGCUUCCUCCGAUAUCCUGUCACGUACCUCAAACAGAAUGGGCUGGACAGCCCGUAUGCUGUGGACUGGGAUGAGGCGCUGGACGAGGAUCAAAUCAGGAGCAGGAGCGAGCCACUGCUUCGCGGACAUGUCCUUCAUCCACUUCUCAUUUGGCGAGAGGCGUCCGAAGAACUUGAGCAGCCAGAUUUCUGGAUGCAGUACGAUAUUACACGGAUAGUAGGCGACUGCACAAUGCUCGAUGUGCGGAACACCGCACUGGGGAUGCGUGAGCGCGAGCACAGUCCCGCCCAAUUUCCGGCUGGAUUGUUUGCGGAAUCAUCCGCCGAGCCCUCUCCCAGCGCCACCGCAUCUCCUCCUGAAGCAUACACAUCGACCGAUGCUUUAUCACCACCAUCUCAGAUUCAAGAACCUCCGACGCCGAUGUCCGCUGUGACCUCUCUGGCAUAUCAGGCUACAGAGCCCUCGACUCCGGUGUUUGCUACGUCAUUGCCAGCGCCCCAAUCCAGAGAACCACAGACGCCCAUGUCCGCCGUAUCCGCGAUGACCACUGGUACGACCGCAACUUCGGCCAGCCGCGUCCGCGUGUCUCUGCAGGACAUGAUCACCACCUCCAUCGCGCUUAAGUCCGGGCGCGACAUCGAGAUCGCGGACCCGUCGCCGGCAUGGUCAGCGACGCUCUUCCCGCUGCCGCCCACGCGCUCGCCUUCACGCGAGGCGAGCGAGGGUUCGCGGACGCGCAUCGACAUCGAUACUGAUUCGCUGUCUAUGCGUUAUUCCGACCACGGACACGCGGGGGAGGAUGUACCAUCUCAUGUGGCGCAGGCAAUCGCGGGGUUGCAGCGGGAGGUGCUCCUCCUGCGGAAUGAGCUCAACUUUGAGCUGUGGAUGGCGCGCGAGAACGUGAAGCACAUCGGUCGGCUGUAUGAGGACCGUGUUUUGUCCAAGACGGCUGAGGCUGAGCGGCAGGGUCUGCACAACAAGUUACGCGAGUACAAGUCAGAGGUGUAUCGCCUGCAGAGAGAGCUCAAAGAGCACAAAGAACAGGCGUCCUCAGUCAAAAACCAGUAUGCGGACUGGAAUAGGAAGUUACAGGAUAAGGUGAUGGAGUUUAGGAACGAGAAAAAGUCAUGGAUGUCCGAGGCGGCAGCAAUGCGCGCUGCAGACAGGGAAGCCAAGGAUGCAUUCGCUGCUCAGGGAAAACAGCUUGCAGAGGCUGUACAGAAAAUAUUCCAGCUAGAAACAAAAAUCAAAGAGACCGCCCCCAGGAUCGACCGUUUGCAUGACUACGAAAAACAGAUCGAGCAGCUGAUCAAGCUGCAACGUCUAUGGGAACUAGAUGUGCAAAAGCUCAACGAGCAAGCAGACUCUCUACAAGUGUUCACUAGCCAAUAUCGCAAGAUGGAGCUUAGAGUGGAGUGUUUCGAAAGAACACUCGCCGAAUCCGAGCAGAUUGCCCAGACGCAAAGGCAUCAAAUUAAAACCCUUGAGUCACGUCUGCUGCUAUCACACAGACAGAUGCAGGCCGCGCGCAAGGGCGCAUCUCUGGGCCAUAUGUCGCAGUCUCAGGCGGAAUUUGGCAGACUCUCGCAAACCAACCAGAAGCUCCGGGAUGAAAACGCGGAGUUGCAAGAUGAAGUGGAAGAGAUGAAGGCGAUGGUUGAGCUCCUCAAGGCGCAGGUGAGCGACACGCAGGGAUUGAUCUCGGACAGCCGGUCCAUGAAGACCAUUUUGCUCAGUGGCCUCGUUCGCGAGGAGCUAGAAGCUUACCUACGAUAUGUAUCCUCAUUGCAAUGCAUUUUUUUGUACGAUGUCCCUCAGGAAGACUUGUGGCAGAAGGGUUGGGGUUAG